Messenger RNA from Amoebophrya sp. A120, 2073 nucleotides. The record is from the annotation of a GenBank genome assembly. NCBI's taxonomy places the organism in Eukaryota, Dinophyceae, Syndiniales, Amoebophryaceae.
GUACGCGAUCGCGAACUGACUGAAAUAUACAUGUAGAUGUUAGCACCGCCGCACAAAAACAAAAAGCAUAGAAAGAAGCAAGAAAAAAAACAGCAUGACGGUAAACGCCAACUCGGACAGCUCUGCGCCCUCCUCGGCGCGCACGUUUGGUGUUUCAGAGGCUGGUGGGGAUGGCCAUGGCCAAGGACAAGAAGCACCUACCUCAUCUGGUCCGAGCACGACAACCACAACGAAUUCGAAAGCGAAGAGGACUUCAACCGGGCCACCUGUCUUGCCGAAGCCAAACGCGGGAGUAGUUCUUUCCUCCGCGUCCUCAGCUCCCUCUGCAAAUGUCCAUCAAGAUAAACGCUACCCGAACGAGGACUUUGCAAAUUCGCGAGCUGACGGCACUACUAGCGAAUCACUGCCCUCGAGUAAGAAGAUGAUGGUGUCAUCUAUUCCCGCGCAAGACUACCUUUCGUGGGAUGAGUAUUUUAUGUAUACCGCAAUGCUCUCCGCCGGCCGCGCAAAGGAUCCGAGCACGCAGGUCGGCGCUUGUAUCGUGAACGAAGACAACCGCAUCAUCGGGAUUGGUUACAACGGGUUUCCGCGGAUCUCCCCACCACCGUUCUCCCAAUUCUGCAGGGAGUUGGUCUCUUGCUUGCUCGUCAAAGUGCAGGACAAGCUCGACGCACGGAGGACGAAGAAUAGUGCAGCGGACCAGGCAGCAAAGGUCGAGGAGGAGCGCAAGAAAAUUAUCGAAAAGUCGGCUUUGAAGAAAAACGUGGAACAAUCAGCAGGAACAAGAGAAUCAUCUUCACCAAGUGAAGUAGACAAGGACCUUGCCUGCACGCCGGUUGACGACGAGGUAGAUGGUGGCAGAAAAGAUGAAAACGACGACCAAAAGCCGCUGCGAGACCCGUACUCGCGGAUGCUGUUCGCGUGCUACUGCUGCUUGGAAGCGGGUGCGGGCGCCUUUUCCUUCACCGUCGACGCGGACGCGACCGCUAGCACACCUGGUGAUUUGCAGCGUGUGUGGUCGCGUUAUUGGGGCGUGAAUGACGCGGCUUUUCCCUGGGCGCGGGAGGCGGCGAAGGCCUCCGAUACCAAGUAUCCGUACGUGAUGCACGCCGAGGCAAAUGCUAUUUUGAAUAAAACCGUGCCGAUCAUUCCCGACCGGUCCAGUGACCGAACGUUGGUAAAAACAAAUCAGCAAAACCAACAAGAUGAAAUCAAGCCUACCACCCGAAUCUACACGAGCCUUUUCCCCUGCAAUGAGUGCGCCAAAUUGGUGAUUCAGGCCGGGAUUCGCGAGGUCGUGUACUUGUCCGACAAGCACGGAGCCACGGACAGUGCCAAGGCCGCGAAAAAGUUGUUCCAACUGGCGGGGGUGCGGUGCCGCGAAUUUAUCCCAGAAUUUUUGCGCGACAAGACACACAACUCCAAGUGGUUCUUCCGGGGCGGCAGCCCGUUAGUCGCGGAAGGAGGAGGAGCAGGAGCGGGAAAAUGUGUAUCACUGGAAGAGCAAGAACGAGAAAGACGGGAAAGAGGCAUAGCCGCGUGUGAUCCGCUAGAGGAGUGUAAAAAGGCAAUCGAUCGGUGGAAGACGGUGUGUCCGAUCACCGGACGGGGGAUCGCGAUGACAGAGCGAGCACGAACUUCUGGAGGCCGCGUAGGAAGCAUUGGCAAAGAUGAGAUGAAAGUAGAUUAUCCAACAGAAAUAGACGAACAAGAUCGAUCCAUUUUGAUGCCUUGGUGGAGACACAGCACAGCUUUGCUCUUCCUGACAGGGCUGAGCCUUGGAGCAUUGUUGGCUGUAUCCUCGGAUAAUCGGCAACAUCGGACACAAUAUCUUCAAUAAUUAUAAAUCAUCGUCGUGACAUCAAAGUAGCAUCGGGGCCUCGUCAGGGGGCUCCAUAAAAAAUGCAACAUAAUUCAUCUAGUCAUCUCGUUGUUCUUGUUGCCUUCUUGUUGCUAAUGGCAAUGCGUAAUCGAGAUUGGACAAGGUACUUAAGCCUAAAGAUUAAGAUGAAACAAAUGCAAGCCCGCCAUCCUAAAGAUGAAACAGCAAAAUGCAACGCGGCUAUCCUGAGG